Molecule: messenger RNA, 1579 nt
Organism: Cercospora beticola
Lineage: Eukaryota; Fungi; Ascomycota; Dothideomycetes; Mycosphaerellales; Mycosphaerellaceae
Gene: CCE1
Product: cruciform cutting endonuclease
Cellular component (GO): mitochondrion
Molecular function (GO): flap-structured DNA binding; crossed form four-way junction DNA binding; Y-form DNA binding
Source: RefSeq, a predicted model, not a curated record
UUCACUUACUAACCUUACAAUAAAUUUCUUCCCUUCCCCUCCGGCGGGACGACAUCGACUCAACGUCGUCUACGGCGUGCAGCAGCGUUCCAGAUACUCGGCUUAUUGGGGCCGCCGAAACGGCUAGCGUGUCGCGUGGUCUCCUAAACGCGUCUGCCCUUUCUCAAUUCCAACAUGCUGAGCUAAACACGUGAAGACGUGCCGCCAACGGACCUCGCACGAUGGCGAUAACUACGACUGACAAAUGAUGCCUUCCAAGGAUGACUCGAUAGUCUGAGCAGCACUAAUGGCUGCCACGCACAGCCUGAGCCACCUCAAGGCAUUCCAACUCAAAUAUCUGGCCUUUCUGACUGGCUCGGCGAGCACAGGGACCAAAGCCGCUCUACAACAUGCCCUCAGUCGGAGCCUCGAAGUUGGCGUCUCGAGGGCAAGCCGAAAAGUAGUCAGCGUAGACAUGGGCAUUCGGAAUUUGGCAUAUUGCGUGGUUGAUGCCAAGCAACCCCCGGAGACCGGGGAUCCAUCACGAUUACUUACUGUCUCGACAUGGACACGCAGAGAUCUGCUGAGUCCUGCAGCGCCGGAGAUCAGUCCGCUGCAAGAACCCAAUGAUCAGAUGAAUCAGAAACAAGGCAGAACUGGCAGGCAAAAGAUCGAUACUGAAGCCUUCACUCCGCCACAACUGGCGAAGACAGCUCACAGUCUGGUCAAGACCCUGCUGUCCCACAAGCCAAACAACAUUCUGAUUGAACGUCAGCGUUUUCGCUCAGGUGGUGCGGCUGCUAUACAAGAAUGGACUGUGCGCGUGAACAUGCUCGAAAGCAUGCUUUGGGCGUCGUUGGAGACUCUGAAGGCUUCCGAUCUGUCUCUGGUCGGUUUCCCAGAAACACUUGCUAUUGCACCAAAACGAGUUGCUGAGUUUUGGCUCUCCGGCCAGCGUCCGGUGUUGACAUCUUCAAAUUCGAUUUUCGGAUCUAACGCUUCGCUGCCUACCACGGAGCGGCUUGCUCGCACGAAAAUUGAGAAGAAGGAAAAAGUAGCUCUGGCGCAGAAAUGGGUGAUGGGUGCUCUCAGUGAGAGUGGCGUGACUCUUUGCUUUGAAGGGCAAGCUGCCGAAGUAGCAGAAGCCUUCAGCGAGCAGAACAAGCGAGGCGCGAAGAAGAUUGCUGGUGGAAAGCUCGACGAUCUGGCAGAUUGCCUCCUGCAGGCACUGGCAUACCUGCAAUGGGAAGAGAAUAAGACCCUGCUUCGCGAGAUGUUGAAGCUUAAAGACCCGUCGUGAAGACUUGAAAAGGACAGCGACAGAAACGAUAUCAAGCCACAUUGGAUUCUCUGCGGAGUGUUCGCGUUCGGCAACUGCACGUCAGCCUAAGUGUGAGUGUCAUCGCAUCAUUUACAAGGCGCUCCACAUGAGCCUCGCCAGAAUUCCAGAGUGAUGCGUUCUGUUAAGGCGUCAAUGAGUCUAGUCAUCAGACGACUGAAAUGUGAAACUUAGCGCCAGAUCCAGCUCGUGUCUCGCCUUUUCGGCAUCAAUCUCAAGGCUGGUAGGCCUCACUCAGCAAGAAAUGCCUGUCAACAUCGU